UGAUUUCGAGUCUCAGUUACGCUCAAUAUUACCUACAAUUGCUCCUCUUCGGCCAUGCGAGCAACCAUACGUUUUAACCAAGCCGCCGUACGCCAUACAGCAGUUCCACGUACAUCAGCAACAGCUCCUACACCUUACUCAUGGAUGGACCCAUCUCCGACUGUCAAAGCGGACGGCCCACUGUCAGGAAUGACUAUUGCCCUUAAAGAGAAUAUAUCUUAUUCAUAUGCACCUACCACAUGCUCCUCUGUGGCAUUAAAAGAUUACAAGCCGCCUUUUGAUGCUACAUGCGUUUCGAGUCUUGUAGCAGCGGGGGCGCAAAUAGUUGGGAUGACGAAGAUGGAUGAGUUUGGUAUGGGCUCGUUGACUACCAAUUUACCCCCAUAUUAUUCUCCGGUAUAUAACCCGGCUUCACCGUCACCUGAAGAGCCACCUCGGUCAGCCGGCGGAAGUUCAGGCGGAUCAGCGGCUGCUGUAGCAGAAGGCAGCUGUUACGCAGCUCUCGGGACAGACACGGGUGGUUCAGUGCGUUUGCCAGCUAGUUAUUGUGGUGUGGUCGGCCUUAGACCGUCAUAUGGGCUCAUCAGCCGGAGAGGCGUAGUAGCGUACGGCGACUCUUUAGAUUGCGUUGGUGUACUAGCGAGAGAAGUCGACGCCGUUGAACGAGUGUUCAACGUCAUAUCACAUCCAGAUGAUAACGAUAUGACAUGUGCAUCUACCCGUUCACGCUCCCAGGCCCUUUCCAUCCUGAAGGCCCACCUUGCUAUCCUGCCUACAACAGCUGGCCCUCUAUCUGGCUGUCGCAUCGGGGUACCCAGGCAAGCUUCACUACCUCCUCCGUACAUAAACACACCUCGUUCUCUCCUCUCACACCUACAGUCGCUUGGAGCAACUCUUCACCCAGUGUCAUUACCAUCUCUUCCUAAAACUUUGCCUGCGUACUAUGUCCUCGCAAGUGCCGAAGCGUCUAGCAAUCUGGGAAGAUAUGGCGGGAGUUGGUUUGCAGGGCAAGCUGAGAAGACAGUGGGAAAGAGAACGGAAGAGAGUGGGAUUCAGAGAAGGAUCAGGAUCAGAAGCGAAGGGUUUGGGAUAGAGGUGAAGAAGAGAAUUUUGGCAGGAACCCAUGUUUUAAGUGCAGAUGAAUUUAACAACACGUACUUGAAAGCACUGUACAUUCGUCGCUGCCUGAAAAAGGACUUUCAAGCAAUUUUCCGGAUUCCCCACCCUUUAUCUCCUUCGCCGGCUUUACCUUCACCGGAUGCGGUAGACUUCAUUAUUCACCCCACAGCAAUCUGCACAGCACCCAAAAUUAAUCCUACCGGGGAAGACAGUGAUCAAACAGAGGCGACCUAUAUCCAGGAUCUGCUCAACGUUCCCGCCUCACUUGCAGGCUUGCCCGCCAUGUCUGUUCCGGCCGGUAAAGGUCCCGAUGGGUGGCCAAUAGGUGUCGCCAUCACUGGACAGUGGGGUAUGGAAAAUCUGGUCUUCAAAUUGGGGAAGGUCAUAGAAGAAUGGAAUAAAACGCAGUCAUUAUAGUGUACACAAUGCAUUAAAAUACGAAGUCUAUGAGAGU
Molecule: messenger RNA, 1573 nt
Organism: Cryptococcus deneoformans JEC21
Lineage: Eukaryota; Fungi; Basidiomycota; Tremellomycetes; Tremellales; Cryptococcaceae
Exons: 7
Coding region: 55-1536 (493 amino acids)
Biological process (GO): mitochondrial translation; glutaminyl-tRNAGln biosynthesis via transamidation
Cellular component (GO): mitochondrion; glutamyl-tRNA(Gln) amidotransferase complex
Molecular function (GO): glutaminyl-tRNA synthase (glutamine-hydrolyzing) activity
Source: RefSeq, a predicted model, not a curated record